This is a messenger RNA of Exophiala viscosa, 2279 nucleotides long. Its product is annotated as putative MFS multidrug transporter. Bases 349 to 2109 code for a protein of 586 amino acids. Gene Ontology annotation, biological process: transmembrane transport. Gene Ontology annotation, cellular component: plasma membrane. NCBI's taxonomy places the organism in Eukaryota, Fungi, Ascomycota, Eurotiomycetes, Chaetothyriales, Herpotrichiellaceae. Gene Ontology annotation, molecular function: transmembrane transporter activity. The record is from RefSeq and is a predicted model, not a curated record. The transcript is spliced from 3 exons.
UGGCGUCCACAAUUGCGGUCUUCUCCCUUGAUCCAUCCACCACACCACCCACAGUAUCAAUCACCCCUCUUUUUCAUAACUUACCCAAAGCGCGCCAGACUUAUCGCAUCGGUGGCGUAAUGUCAAUUUUGGGUCGGGCGCAAGACUCCAUGUUUGUGCUCGCGACGCCGAAGGUAGGCAGUGGACCAUGCACAUCUGGUCCAGCAAAUGGGUAAAGUGUCGUUAUUGUGCAUGGCCUGGUUUAUUAAUCACACCGUGUGCGUUGAGGUUCUGUUUUCUAUAAGUCCUUUCAUGUACUUUGUAUCGUCGACGUGAUUCACUACAAGAAACAGUCUUCUCGGACGGCUGAUGAAUAAAAUGUCCACAUCCAGUCUGCAGAAAAAGGCUUCCGAAUCACAGGUUCCGAUUGAGACGCGUGACUCCUCAAACACGAGCAGCCCGGCACGAACGCUGAACGAGAAGGACAAUCAAGAGCAGCAACAGAAUUCUUCAGUACUGGACCCGACACCGCUGACCGACGAGAAAACCGACUGGUCACAGCAUACCCUCAAAAACCGGCCAUGGCGGCCACGUGCCACAGAUUUCUCAGCUAUCAUACAAGCAAGAUAUCGCGGUAGUGGUACACCCGAGGAUCCGUACAUCGUUCAGUGGCUUGGACACGACCCGACAAAUCCGAAGAACUGGAGUAUGCGUCGUAAAAUCGCCAUCACCAUGGUGGCAUCCUUGAUGACCUUGUGCGUCUCUCUAGCCUCAUCUGCCUACACCGGUGCCGCCAGAGAAAUCAUUGGGGAGUUCCAUUGCAGCGAGGAAGUCUUCCUCAUCGGCCUCAGUCUCUUCGUUCUAGGGUUUGGGACAGGACCCUUGGUCUGGGCUCCCUUGUCGGAAACCAUGGGUCGCCGAAAGGUGUUGAUCUUCUCAUUCGUCUUCUACACAUUUUGGACCGGUAUCUGCAUUGCAGCGAAGAACAUCCAGACUCUUAUCGUCUUCCGCGCCUUUGCUGGUAUCAUCGGCUCCGCUGCCAUGGUCGUCCCAGGCGGUCAAGUUGCCGACCUGUUCGAAGCCAAACAACGAGGCGUGGCUAUGGCCGCAUUCUCCGCCGCUCCUUUCCUGGGUCCUACCGUGGGACCGAUCGUGGGAGGCUUCCUCGCUGAAGGAGCCGGCUGGCGCUGGUUGUUCGGACUGCUUACCAUCUUCGCUGGAGUGUUGACCGUGGUCGCCAUUCUGGUCAUGCCUGAGACGUACGCGCCGGUGCUGCUGCGCGAACGAGCAAGGCUUCUCAGCAAAGUUACGGGAAAGUUCUACACGACCAAGAUCGACCAAGAGCAACACGUGGAUGUCAAGAUGCGCAUCAAAGCUGCCCUGACCUUACCUUGGGCUCUCUUAUUCCGCGAACCUAUCGUGCUUCUCCUAACGAUCUACAUGGCAGUCGUCUACGGCACAUUAUACCUCUGCUUCGCCGCCUUCCCCAUCAUCUUCCAGGAAGGACGUGGCUGGAGCGCCGGCCUCGGCGGCCUCCCCUUCUUGGGGAUUAUGGUCGGAAUGUUCAUCGGCGUUGCAGUCAUCAUCUUCGACAACAAACGGUACUCUCGCCUCCACGAUGAGACGGGCGGGUUUGUCCCUCCAGAGGUCCGACUCCCUCCCUGCAUCAUCGGUGGUGUCUUCACCAUCGUUGGCCUCGCAUGGCUCGCUGCCUGCACGAGCCCGAGUAUCCCUUGGAUCGUGCCCAUUCUUGCGGGCGUUCCAUUCGGAACAGGAUUCUUGCUCAUCUUCAUGUCCUGCACAAAUUACCUUAUCGAUUCAUACGUCAUCUACGGCGCCUCGGUCAUGGCCGCGAACUCGGUUCUGCGUUCACUCUUCGGCGCCGUCUUCCCGCUUUUUACCACCUAUAUGUACGAGAACAUUGGAGACCACUGGGGCUCCGCUGUGCCGGGAUUUCUGGCGCUCGCGUGCUUCCCUUUCCCCAUAUUCUUCUACAAGUACGGCCCGUCCAUCCGGGCGAAGUGCAAGUAUUCGCUGCAGGCUGCGCGCUUCCUGGAGAGUCUCAGAAGUGAUCUUGAGAGACAGAAGUCGCGCGCCAGCCAAGGAGCGGCACCGGAGGAUGCGGUAUGACCUGAGAAUGGCUUGUCUUGAUAUGUUGCAUAUAGACUUGGGCGAAAACUGGCUACGGACAUUUUGGAGGGAGUUAUUGAGCAAGCGCUUGCAUAUGUUUGAGUCACUAGCAUUUACGGGAAUGCGUUAUAGCCGCAUUACAUCUAGAAGGAAUAUAUAUAUCUCCUGAA